AUGCUCCCAUAUUUAAGGGUUGAAAAACUGAAAGAGGAAGAAACUACCAGUUUUGAUUAUUCCUAUAGCCUGGAUAUUUCAAUGCCGUGUGACAAGAAUGAAGUCCGAAACUUCACAAAAAUGUUUCUUCCUGUUACCUACUCACUGAUAUGUGUGUUUGGCCUUGUGGGUAAUAUAUUUGUAGUGAUUACAUUUUCUUUAUACAAGAAGACUGAAUCUAUGACUGACUUAUAUCUAUGCAAUAUGGCAAUUGUAGACAUAUUGUUUGUUCUUACUCUCCCUUUCUGGGCAGUAAAUUAUGCUAUGAACAACUGGAUCUUUGGUGAUUUCAUGUGCAAGCUCAUCAAAGGUAUCUAUGCACAUAACUUUGUUUGCGGCAUGUUGCUCCUGGCUUGUAUAAGCAUGGACCGAUACAUUUCCAUUGUGCAAGCGACCAGAUCAUUUAAGUUUCGAUCAAGGACUCUAGCCUACAGGAAAGUGAUCUGUUUGACUGUGUGGGUAGCAUCCAUUUUAAUUUCCUGCCCUACUUUCAUAUUUAGUGGAAGCUAUGCACCAUCAACCAAUGUGUCAGAGAACAUUUGUGAACACAAAUCCAGCACAGAAUUCGAUGUCACAUUGAAAUUGUUGAUAAUCACCAUCCAGCUUUUAUUUGGGUUUUUCAUCCCCAUGCUGUUUAUGGUUUUUUGUUAUACCUUCAUUGUCAAAACGCUAGUACAGGCUCACAACUCGAAAAGAAGCAAAGCCAUUCGUGUGGUAGUCUCGAUUGUGACUGUUUUCCUAAUAUGCCAAGUUCCCUAUAACAUGGUUCUCCUCAUGAAAGCUGCAUCGAUGAAAACAUUGGAUAAGGACUGCCAGGGUGACAAGCAAAUGACCUAUGCAAAAUACAUAACAGAAACUUUUGCCUUCCUCCAUUGUUGUAUGAACCCUGUGCUUUAUGCAUUUAUUGGGGUUAAAUUUAGAAAUUACUUUGUGAAAAUAAUGGCUGGCCUGUGCUGUGUGAGAUACAAGAAUUGUAGAAACUCUCAUGGUUCAAGGGUAAGUUCAGAUACUGCCCAUUCAAGGCAGACCAGUGAAGCUUAUGAUUAACUGAGACAAGCUGCUGCAUGUACACUGUCAUUGCUGUCCAUAUUCUAAAUAGAGAAGUUGAUCUUCUGUUUUUCAUUCACAUUAUAUGCUGCUUAUAGAAAUUUCAGCUACAACAAAUUCUAUUGCUUCACAAUAGGCCUAUAUUUCCAGAUAUCUGAAUGGAAGGAGAAAAGAAAUAAACUUUUAAAGACAAAACAUCAUUCUCACCACUUGAGGGAGCAUUUCUUCUAAAUAAGUGCUAUAUGUAUUCUCUCUUUGGACUAAGCUGCUACUGUUCAGGAAAAGGAACCAAUACAAUAAGGACAAUAGUCUUGUUCCAGCUCUCUCUAUGGAUACUAAAAU
Anolis sagrei ordinatus is the source of this 1428-nucleotide messenger RNA. The record is from RefSeq and is a predicted model, not a curated record. Lineage: Eukaryota; Metazoa; Chordata; Lepidosauria; Squamata; Anolidae.